AAAACAAAAAGAGAAAGAGAAGAUGGCGUGGCGAUGACUGAGUGGCUUUCAUCUCAUCCUCGGUUUCCGUCUCUCUCUCUCUCUCUUCUUCUCCGGCAGGCACAUCGAGAGCUUCUUCUCAUGUUAGCUGCUAAUUCACCUCUUUGAGAUCUUUGAUUUGACUUUGUUCUUCAUAGGUUCAAACUCUUUUUCUCCCCGGAUCUGCUAUCCAUUGAUUGAAUAAUCCUAAUUGCGGGAAAACUCUACACAAAAGGGUGAUUCGGAGAUCCAAUUGAUUAGACAGAGAGAGAGAGAGAGGGAGAGAGAGAGAGAAUGUGUAGGCAGAAUUGUUGCGCGAAAUCGUCACAAGAGGAGGAAGUGGUUUCACCACCUGAUGAGAAUCUAUUGAUCUAUUGUAAACCUGUUCGUCUCUACAACAUUCUUCGCAUUCGCUCUCUUUUCAACCCAUCGUUUCUUCCUAGAUGCUUGAGCUACAAAAUUCGAACAAAGGGCAAAAGAAAGUCCGGAUCUGCUGGGAUUGUAAUUUUUAAUUAUAAGGAUUGUAAUAACACAUUGCAGAAAACUGAAGUUACGGAGAAUUGUUCUUGUCCAUUCUGCUAUAUGACAUGCUGUACCUUCAAGGGUCUACAACUUCAUUUGAAUUCUUUUCAUGACUUACUUGAGUUUGAGUUCCCUCUUUCAGAAGAAUACCAGACAGUUAAUGUCUCUGUAAGACUUGAUGCAUUCGAAUCAGAGGAAGAAGGAUAUCAUCAAGAAAAAUUUGAGCUCAUCUCUUUUUGCUCGAAACCACGUAAGCGUAGACAAAGAGGUCAAAGAGUUAACCCCAGCCUACUAAAUGUUACCUUUUUACCCAUGGAUUCGCCCUGUUUACCCAAUGGCACAGAUAAUUCAACCCACCUGCUGAGUAAUGGAAACCAUAGUUUAGGAUACCCCGUGGCAACAGAUGUUGCUGGACAGUUCGGGAUGAACAAUUCACCAGCCAUAGCUCAGUGUUCGAUGAACUCGAAUGCCAAAGCUGUGUUAACAAGCGAAGCUGUGGCCCAUGCUGCUAAGACAAGAAAGUUAUCUGCCGAGCGAUCAGAGGCUAGAAGCAACCUACUUCUCCAGAAACGCCAGUUCUAUCAUUCUCACAGAGUUCAGCCAAUGUCACUUGAGCAAGUAAUGUCUGAUCGAGAUAGCGAAGAUGAAGUGGAUGAUGACGUUGCAGAUCUGGAAGAUCGCCAGCUGCAGAUGCUUGAUGAUUUUGUGGAUGUGAAUAAGAACGAAAAGAGAUUCAUGCAUCUUUGGAACUCUUUUGUAAGAAAACAAAGGGUUGUGGCGGAUGGACAUAUACCAUGGGCAUGUGAAGCAUUUUCGAAGUUUCACAAGGAAGAGUUGCUCCAUUCUUCACCACUCUUCUGGUGCUGGAGAUUAUUUAUGAUAAAACUAUGGAACAUUGGACUUGUAGACUCGGCCACCAUCAACAACUGCAAUGUCAUCCUCGAGAAUUGCGAUAGUAACUCAGACAAGAACAACAAGAAGAGUGUGGAUGUUGGUAUUGACAUUAACAGUAACGCCAUGGAUGUUGACGAGGAUGUCAAUAACAGCAAAGCCAAGUAAUAGGCUGAAUUAGAGAACCCCCUCUGGCUGCAACAUUCAUCUGUUUUAUUAGUUUGCAAACUGAUUUCAUUUUUUCUUUUUUUUUUGGGUAUCAACUGACUCCAAUCUAUUAAAUUUAAGUUUAGUAGGAAGAAUGAUUUAAAUU
Molecule: messenger RNA, 1744 nt
Organism: Raphanus sativus (radish)
Lineage: Eukaryota; Viridiplantae; Streptophyta; Magnoliopsida; Brassicales; Brassicaceae
Product: polycomb group protein VERNALIZATION 2-like
Exons: 14
Coding region: 313-1599 (428 amino acids)
Cellular component (GO): nucleus
Molecular function (GO): chromatin DNA binding
Source: RefSeq, a predicted model, not a curated record